Molecule: messenger RNA, 801 nt
Organism: Culex pipiens pallens (northern house mosquito)
Lineage: Eukaryota; Metazoa; Arthropoda; Insecta; Diptera; Culicidae
Exons: 3
Coding region: 111-554 (147 amino acids)
Source: RefSeq, a predicted model, not a curated record
UUCUGGUGCGUAGUAUUCAGUGCGAUUAGUGAAUCAGUUCGGUUCGGAUUGGUGAAAGCAGAGUUUGUUGAAAUUUGGGUUGCUUCUUCUUCAUUAACUUAAUUACCAAAAUGGUGUCCCAUGAAGGAUUUCGCAUUCUUGGCUACGUGUACGCCAUUUUGGGCACGUUGGGCUCCUUUUUUGAGGCAAUUAAGGGUGCGCUAAUGAUUGGUGCGGAACAUGUAAACGAAACCGUUCAGUACGCUUCACUGCCAGGGAGUCUGAUUGCGUUGGUGUUUUUCGUCAUUUUGCUGGUUGGAAUUUGGCAGAGCCAUCUUACCUUGGUGAAAAUAUAUCGCGUUUUUCUCAUAGUAACCAACGUGGCAGCAAUAUGCUGUAUUUGCAUUGGUUUAGUAGUGCUAAUAGGGCUGAUGAUAUUUACCGACGAGCAAAUGGAACUGGGUGGCCUCGCAGUGUUUGGACUUUUAGUGCUGCUAGCAGUUUUAAUCGGUUUGUUUCAAAUGCGAUGGAGAUUAUCGAUGAGUCAACACUCAACAAAUUUUCGUCCAUUUUAGGUCUCUAUUUGCUCUUUCUAUGGAUUGUGAACGGCGUUAUUGCAGCCAUUCAGAAUGAGAGGACGGGAACGAACGGAGCCGUGCUCUAUAAGCCCGAUGUAAACGUCAAACCGAACAACCCAUACUACGCUCCGGUUUAAAUUUAGCUUCCAUGUGUGCCAUCAAAGUGAAGAGCUCCUAUCACUGUCGUAAACUGUGUUUUUUUAAUGCUUUAUUACAUUUAACGUAGACUUCCAUUUGAAAACAG